Molecule: messenger RNA, 1125 nt
Organism: Pieris rapae (cabbage white)
Lineage: Eukaryota; Metazoa; Arthropoda; Insecta; Lepidoptera; Pieridae
Product: pancreatic triacylglycerol lipase
Exons: 5
Coding region: 100-1110 (336 amino acids)
Biological process (GO): lipid metabolic process
Molecular function (GO): lipase activity
Source: RefSeq, a predicted model, not a curated record
AUAAUUAUAAUAAUCAUUUUUAUGAUAAUCAUAGAUACAAGUAGCAAUAAAAAUAAUUAGAUUCGCAAUUUGCAGCAUUCUUUAUCCUACGUCGUAGAUAUGAAGGUGCUCGUAGCACUAUCAGUCUUCGUAGCACUAUGUGCUGGUGGUAGAAUCCACGAUCCGGAGUACAUCCCCACUAAUCCGGGCGAUAAUAGUCACUACGUGGAGGGAGUGAGCCGGUAUAUCUGGAUGCCUGAUGGGGAUGAUGUACCUCACCUAGUCGAUCUACAUGAACCAGCCGAGACUGAAUCCAGGAACGGAGCUAACAAUCAAUACUGGCUCUACACUAGACGUAAUCGACAAAAUCACCAACUAUUAAGACACAAUGACAACAACUCUGUCCGAAACUCCAACUACAAUAGAAACUUGCCGAUCAAAGUUCUCGUUCACGGCUGGAAUAGUAAAGGAACUUCUACAAUGAACCCAACUAUUCGUGACGCUUUUCUAGCAGUUGGAGACUUUAACGUCAUCGUUGUGGAUUGGGGAAGAGCUGCAGCAGGAUCAUACACCACUUCAGUACGAUCCGUUCCAAGUGUAGGUCAACAUUUGGGUAACUUCCUGAACUGGCUCAUCUCCAACCACGGCGGUAACUGGAACAACGUGCAUCUAGUUGGCUUCAGUUUAGGAGCUCAUGUAGUUGGAAACGCCGGACGGACUGUGGGCGGACGUGCUAGACGUGUUACUGGAUUAGAUCCCGCUGGACCUCAAUGGGGACCAAGCAACUCAAACACACUUAGAAGGAGUGACGGAGGAUACGUAGAAACUAUCCAUACCGACGGAGGACUAUUGGGAAUUUUCGAUAGUAUUGCUGAUGCAGAUUUCUAUCCAAAUGGUGGAAGAAACAGACAGCCUGGUUGCAGCCAUAGCCAGUGUUCACACAGUCGUGCAUGGGAUCUAUUUGCUUCUAGUGUAAGAACUGACCACUUUGUCGGAAGGCGCUGCGCAAAUAUUAAUGAAGCUCGCAACAACCGUUGCACUGGUGCACAACACAGAAUGGGCAACUCUAACUUAGGAAAACGAGGAAGCGGACUUUAUGGCCUAAGCACUGGUUCCAGUUGGCCUUAUUAAUUUUAAUUUGUGAAA